UGACUACUUGGCACCUAAAUCUGGAACCGUUUGUGUGGGGCUUCACAUUCCGGCUAGCUGCUUCAAUAUCAUAUAGCAGACGAGCUUGCUAGAUCAUGUUUUUAUUUUACUGGGUUUACUUUUUUUAGAAAACAGAAGUGUAUGUUAAUCCAAUUCCGAUUUAACGUGGUCUGUAGUUUAUUUAUUCGUGGGAAAAGUUGUUUUUUUUGUGACGUGGAGCGUGACGAAUUCUCACUAUCCCUGCCUGGGCCUUCGGAUUUGUGAAAUGAAUCUGACAGACUCCGGGGAAAUAAGACAUAUAAACCUAACCGGUACUGUGAAUUUUCUUACUUACAAUUGUAUAGUACAGUAAUACUUACCCAAUGAGCCAGUAGUCAUUUACAACAUUUUCAAAACGUUAAAUAAUAAAACUUUAUUUAUAGCACAUUCAUGACAGCGUAUGGUUCAUUAACGGGUAAUUAAGUAUGCGUGUUAACUUAUAUUUAUAACUUUAGAUUGGAUUCCUGGGCGUGUAAAAAAAAAGUAAAAAAACAAUUUGGCUUGAUUACGAAACAUCCGCUUGCGUUUGAAUGCCCGUAGGCGCCGAGUCAGAAAACAGGGAAUUUCUCCUCAGUCACAUGAUUGGGGUGCGGUAGCAGGAGGGAUCAGCGAGUCUGACGCUUUGUCCUGCAUACCUGUCCACAUCACCAAACCGGCUUACUGUAAGUUUACUGAAUCACACAGGAAAGACCGACGAUUUACAUGCUCGCAUUGGAACUGGGAAACAUAAAAUAUAUAUAUUUGAAUUAUAAAACAACAACAAGGAGAAAGUCUAAUAUUAGUUAAAUAUGAAAUGUUUGCGUUUAAAGUAGAUCCAACUUUUGAUUAGGGAGAAAACGUGUUUUUUCUUAUAACACUACUAAAAAAUAUACCGGUACAUGAAACCAGAAAGUGGUUUUUGAUUGCAAUUGCAAGUAUACAUACCGGUGCAUAUAUUUAAAAUAUAGGAUCUGUGGGAAACAUCUGGAUUUUACUAAAUAGGAUUUUAUUUAUUUAUUUAUUUAUUAUUUAUACAACCUUUAGUUUUAGUUACAGACUUUAAAAAUGGCUUUGUCUCAGCUACAGUGUCUGGAUAAUAACCAUGUAAACUUGCGGUCCAACGAAUCCAAGCCCGAGUUUUACUACAGCGAGGAACAGAGGCUAGCUCUCGAAGCUUUGUUGGCGAGUGGACCUGACGCUUUCCAAGAAGUUAUUAAGAAGCACAAUAUUCGGGACUUUUUAUCAGAACCCGAGCUUCAUCGGAUUUGCAAGAUGGUGGAGACUUACCAACCAGGCUCUGAAAAUGUCAAAGGAGACAAUGAAAGCGGCAAUGAGCAGAGCCGAGCCGUGUCCCUGCAAUACUGGCCGGACAAAACUGAUAUUUCGAUCCCGGAACUGGAUAUUGGAUGGCCGGAUUGUGAGUCUUAUCGUGGAGUGACCAGAGCAAAUGUCUAUAUGCAGCCACCCAUGGAGGGACAGACGCACAUCAAAGAAGUAGUCAGGAAAAUAAUCUUUCAGGCACAGAAGGUCAUAGCUUUAGUCAUGGAUCUGUUCACUGAUGUGGAUAUUUUUAAAGAUAUGCUGGAUGCAGGUUUCAAGAGAAAAGUCGCAGUCUACAUCAUACUGGAAGAGACCAACGUUCCUCUUUUCCUGCAGAUGUGUGAAAAGGCAGGGAUACACUCCGGCCACCUGAAGAACUUGAGAGUGCGCAGUAUUGGCGGGACAGAGUUUUACACUCGUUCAUCGCUGAGAGUCCGAGGCUCAAUGAGCCAGAAGUUUAUGUUUGUCGAUGGAGACCGGGCUGUGUCAGGCUCGUACAGCUUUACGUGGACUGCAUCCAGAAUGGACAGAAACCUCAUCACUGUCCUUACAGGACAGGCUGUGAACACUUUCGAUAAGCAGUUCCGAGAGCUCUACUUGAACUCCAAAGAAGUGAACUUCAAUACUAUUCAUCUAGUGGGAGAACCAGAGUCUGAACCUGUCCCACAGGCAGCCCCGCCACCUGUCCAAUCCGCCGAAGUAGCACGAAAGAUGAUCAGCCCCAAAUAUGCCUUUCUCAUGGCUAGUAAGCAGGAGACUGCCUCCGAAACAUCUUCCAAAAAGAACAGCGACAAAGCCAAAGCAGUUCCGGAACCUGUCAAGGUCAAAGAGGAACCUCUGUCAGUCCACCCAGGACUUCUCUACCUUGAACGAGCCUACAUGAUUGAUUAUGUACCAACAUGGCCAGAGCCUGAUCCCCCAAGCGACGUCAUUGGCUUUAUUAACAUCAGAGACUCGAAGAAACCCAAUCAGGCUCACCUGAUGAGGUCAGAACUCUUUGAAACAUCGCAAGCAAUACGAUUCAAAGAACCUUUUACUCCAGCGCAACAUCCAGACAAACAGCAUCAACCCGCUCCUCAGAAAACAAAGGUAGCCACGCAUUCUGACAAGGUCCUGGAGCCUGUAAGCAGUGCUAAAGUGAAAAAGAACAAUGACGUGCAUGCACCAAAAACUGAAUCCAAACCUCUGACAAAUGAACAACCAAAAAAACAAAACUGCCAGGACAAGCCGACCCCACCGGUACCAAAACCCAGAACUGUUCAAUUAGUAUUAAACAGUAGUUCCCCUGAUUCUCCAGAGAGUGUCAGUAUUGUCCCCAAACCUAACAAAGUGUUAGACACUCCACCAGCUUUAAAUGAAAAUCUGGAUAUUGCAGAGGUUUCUAACAAAACUCACAAUGCAGUCAGUCCAAAAACAGAAGAACAGAAAGAAUCAGAAACUGAACUUGAUCUGGCAGUCUGUACAGUGGACAGUAUUGAAACUCGUGCAGAAGAGGAGGAGGGGGCGGUGGAAGAGAGCAGUGGUGAUGACAUUACCUCCAGUGAAUUUGUCAAUCAUGUCAAUGAUGAGUCAAGUAUUUCUUCAGCCUCCGAGGAAUGUUUUGAAAUCAAUGACUCUGACAGUGGGCUCCAAGGAGCGAAGCAUAAGCAUACCUACAAUGGUGUGAGUCACCAUGAGCCAGAGGCUGCACACCAGAUGGCCAGGUUCUCGCAGUCUUUGGUGGACUUGCGGCUUGAGUCCCAAAAGAGGUUGGAUGAUCACCAGGAACGAGCCAGCAAAGCGUUAGAAGAUAUUGGAAGAGUCUUGGAGAAAAGUCAGAAACUCCCUGUAAUUGAUCGUCCGUAUUACGGAGGUGGUAGGAAGAAAACGGCUUUCAGAAGGCGGGCAGUUUGCAAAGACGUUGCAACUGACAGAGCACUACGCAAUACGUGUAAUUUGCGCCAAUGCAUCAUUUCCUUAGCAACGGGCUUAGCGACCACGAACCCAUCCAAGCAAACCAGCAACAUGGCGUUGCCACAGAAGCAGAUGUAUCAGAUGUCGGACGGUGAAAACCGGCUGGCAAGAGGCCCGGUAAAAGUGGUGAUCGCAAAACCUGGCAGCUACCACCGGCCCACCAAGAGAACAGCGCCAGUCAUCGGAGGGCACAAGUAUUGGCAGGGCAAAGCGUACAGUUCAGCCAAGAUGGGGCCUGGCUUCUCUCUUUCCCAUGUCAAGUCAAACAGUGGGCACAGCUCUCCCAACGGACUAAUCCAGGACAGGGUGCCAGUAGACAGCUCCAGGACACCCUUCGGAAUCUCCUUUUCCAAACUGUCCCAGAUCAAACAUCUGAGGAACAAAAUCCCACAAAAGAGGAUGCCCCUGGACCCCUGACACAAACCAGUUGCUAACUAGAAGAAUGGUUUUAAAAGCAUCGUCUGAUGUGUUUUUUCUAAUACAUAUUUAAGAUAUUUAAACAGGGUAGACACACUGAGAAGCAAAAUCUCUUUUUUAGGGAUGUUAUUGUGUGCCCUUUUUUUAUAGUGGCUAGGGGAAAUUGAAUGGUUGUUUAAUUUUUGUAAGGCUCAGAAAUAAAGGUGUUGUGAAUGCAGGAGAAUAUAGGGCUUAUUGUCAAUGAACUGUGCACUUGCCUGGUCAGUGCACCAAUACCAUGUUGCAAGGAUGGUGAGGCCAAAGGUCAUGCCGGUCCAGGGAAGGUCGCCUGCCACCGGGUCUCUGAACAGGUGCAUGGCGUCGGCUCGCGGCAGGUGGCAGGUUGUGUUCGGGAUGAUCUUUGCGGGUAUUGCAUUCAAGUAGACUUUCUCCAGAUUGUGAUAGCCGUCGAUUUUGUUAAAUGCUGUCGGAGAGAGACAUUUUUCAUAUGGUUGGCUGAGAAUAGUUAACACAAUUUUUAGGACUGAUAUGCAGAAUGUGUUCUUAUGAUGAGACCUAUCAUGGCAAAAGACUUUCUGGUGAUAAUUAAGCUACAAGGGGAAAUUCCUAUGAAGCUUACCAAAAAAAAAAAAAUUGGAUUAUCAGGCAAUGAUAUACCACACACAUGUGUUUACAUGAAAAACUGGUAUGUAUUUGGGUAUAAAAGCAAGACAAUUCCAACACAUAAUUUGUAUCGAUUUUCAUUUUUCUGCCUGUCAUCUCUCUGAAUUAAACGGUUUGUAUUUAAGUUAA
Molecule: messenger RNA, 4500 nt
Organism: Acipenser ruthenus (sterlet)
Lineage: Eukaryota; Metazoa; Chordata; Actinopteri; Acipenseriformes; Acipenseridae
Product: protein FAM83G-like
Exons: 6
Coding region: 1084-3708 (874 amino acids)
Source: RefSeq, a predicted model, not a curated record